Molecule: messenger RNA, 2661 nt
Organism: Closterium sp. Naga37s-1
Lineage: Eukaryota; Viridiplantae; Streptophyta; Zygnematophyceae; Desmidiales; Closteriaceae
Source: the annotation of a GenBank genome assembly
AUGCUCUCCCCGAACGCCCCAGAGCGUUGCGAUGCUCUCCCCGGACGCCCCGGAGCGUCGCGAUGCUCUCCUCGGACGCCCCAGAGCGUCGCGAUGCUCUCCCCGGACGCCCCAGAGCGUCGCGAUGGUCUCCCGAGCCGCCCCGGAGCGUCGCGAUGCUCUCCUUGGACGCCCCAGAGCGUCGCGAUGCUCUUCCUGGCCGCCCCAGAGCGUCGCGAUGCUCUCCUCGGACGCCCCAGAGCGUCGCGAUGCUCUCCCCGGACGCCCCAGAGCGUCGCGAUGGUCUCCCGAGCCGCCCCGGAGCGUCGCGAUGCUCUCCUUGGACGCCCCAGAGCGUCGCGAUGCUCUUCCUGGCCGCCCCAGAGCGUCGCGAUGCUCUCCCCGAACGCCCCAGAGCGUUGCGAUGCUCUCCCCGGACGCCCCGGAGCGUCGCGAUGCUCUCCCCGGACGCCCCAGAGCGUCGCGAUGCUCUCCCCGGACGCCCCAGAGCGUCGCGAUGCUCUCCCCAGCCGCCCCGGAGCGUCGCCAUGCUCUCCCCAGACGCCCCGGAGCGUCGCGAUGCUCUCCCCGGACGCCCUAGAGCGUCGUGAUGCUCUCCCCGGACGCCCCAGAGCGUUGGGAUGCUCUCCCCGGACGCCCCAGAGCGUCGCGAUGCUCUCCCCAGCCGCCCCGGAGCGUCGCGAUGCCCUCCCAGGACGCCCCAGAGUGUCGCGAUGCUCUCCCCGAACGCCCCAGAGCGUUGCGAUGCUCUCCCCGGACGCCCCGGAGCGUCGCGAUGCUCUCCCCGGACGCCCUGGAGCGUCGCGAUGCUCUCCCCGGACGCCUCGGAGCAUCGCGAUGCUCUCCCCGGACGCCCCAGAGCGUCGCGAUGCUCUCCCCAGCCGCCCCGGAGCGUCGCCAUGCUCUCCCCAGACGCCCCCGAGCAUCGCGAUGCUCUCCCCAGACGCCCCAGAGCGUCGCGAUGCUCUCCCCGGACGCCCUAGAGCGUUCAUCGCGAUGCUUUCCCCGGACGCCCCAGAGCGUCGCGAUGCUCUCCCCAGCCGCCCCGGAGCGUCGCGAUGCUCUCCGUGGACGCCCAAGAGCGUCGCGAUGCUCUCCGCGGACGCCCCAGAGCGUCGCAAUGCUCUCCCCGGCCGACCCGGAGCGAGGCGAUGCUCUCCCCAGCCGCCCCGGAGCGUCGCGUUGCUCUCCCAGGACGCCCCAGAGCGUCGCGAUGAUCUCCUCGAACGCUCCAGAGCGUCGCGAUGCUCUCCCCGGACGCUUCGGAGCGUCGCGAUGCUCUCUUUGGCCGCCCCAGAGCGUCGCGAUGCUUUCCCCGAAGGCCCUAGAGCGUCACGAUGCUCUCCCCGAACGCCCCAGAGCGUUGCGAUGCUCUCCCCGGACGCCCCGGAGCGUCGCGAUGCUCUCCUCGGACGCCCCAGAGCGUCGCGAUGCUCUCCCCGGACGCCCCAGAGCGUCGCGAUGGUCUCCCGAGCCGCCCCGGAGCGUCGCGAUGCUCUCCUUGGACGCCCCAGAGCGUCGCGAUGCUCUUCCUGGCCGCCCCAGAGCGUCGCGAUGCUCUCCCCGAACGCCCCAGAGCGUUGCGAUGCUCUCCCCGGACGCCCCGGAGCGUCGCGAUGCUCUCCCCGGACGCCCCAGAGCGUCGCGAUGCUCUCCCCGGACGCCCCAGAGCGUCGCGAUGCUCUCCCCAGCCGCCCCGGAGCGUCGCCAUGCUCUCCCCAGACGCCCCGGAGCGUCGCGAUGCUCUCCCCGGACGCCCUAGAGCGUCGUGAUGCUCUCCCCGGACGCCCCAGAGCGUUGGGAUGCUCUCCCCGGACGCCCCAGAGCGUCGCGAUGCUCUCCCCAGCCGCCCCGGAGCGUCGCGAUGCCCUCCCAGGACGCCCCAGAGUGUCGCGAUGCUCUCCCCGGACGCCCCAGAGCGUCGCGAUGCUCUCCCCGGCCGCCCCAGAGCGUCGCGAUGCUCUCCCAGGACGCCCCAGAGCGUCGCGAUGCUCUCCCCGGCCGCCCCGGAGCGUCGCGAUGCUCUCCCUGGACGCCCCUAAGCGUCGCGAUGCUCUCCCCGGACGCCCCAGAGCGUCGCGACGCUCUCCCCAGCUGCCCCGGAGCGUCGCGAUGCUCUCCCCAGCCGCCCCGAAGCGUCGAGAUGCUCUCCCUGGACGCCCCGAAACGUCGCGAUGCUCUCCCCGGACGCCCCGGAGCGUCGCGAUGCUCUCCCCAGACGCCCCGGAGCGUCGCGAUGCUCUCCCCGGACGCCCCGGAGCGUCGCGAUGCUCUCCCCGGACGCCCCAGAGCGUCACGAUGCUCUCCCCGGACGCCCCAGAGCGUCGCGAUGCUCUCCCCGGACGCCACAGAGCGUCGCGAUGCUCUCCCCGGCCGCCCCGGAGCGUCGCGAUGCUCUCCACGGACGCCCCGGAGCGUGGCGAUGCUCUCCGCGGACGCCCCGGAGCGUCGCGAUGCUCUCCUCGGACGCCCUGGAGCGUCGCGAUGCUCUCCCCGGACGCCUCGGAGCAUCGCGAUGCUCUCCCCGGACGCCCCAGAGCGUCGCGAUGCUCUCCCCAGCCGCCCUGGAGCGUCGCCAUGCUCUCCCCAGACGCCCCAGAGCAUCGCGAUGCUCUCCCCAGACGCCCCGGAGCGUCGCGAUGCUCUCCCCGGACGCCCUAG